AUGGCCUCCCUUUUCGAUAACACGCGUAAUUUCUCGCUCUACACGAUCCCCGCUGCUUGGCUCGUCGCCUUCAUCCCCCACCCUUAUGCCGUCUCCCUCUCCCAAAAGUUUGACAACCGCAGCCCAAGAACCUAUAUCAAGAGUCUCGAGAGUGAUCAAACGAUCGAUCAAGCUACCAAAGACCGCAUCAUCCGCGCCGAAGCCGCGCAGACCAACGGGUUCGAGAACCUCGGUCUCUAUGCUGCUGCCGUCGUCGCGGGCAACGUCGCCGGACUCCCGGCGCGGACCAUGAACACCCUUACCGCUGGCUAUCUCGCGAGCAGGAUCCUGUACAACUACAUCUACAUCACCAACACCACCCAAGCUGCCGCUAAGUUGCGGAGUCUGGCGUUCGUGUCUGGCGUCGGGAUGAUCUGGACCCUGUUCAUCAAGAGCGGCAACGUUUUGAGAGAGAGAGCGGCAAUUAUCUUGUGA
Drepanopeziza brunnea f. sp. 'multigermtubi' MB_m1 is the source of this 474-nucleotide messenger RNA. RefSeq lists its product as uncharacterized. NCBI's taxonomy places the organism in Eukaryota, Fungi, Ascomycota, Leotiomycetes, Helotiales, Drepanopezizaceae. The record is from RefSeq and is a predicted model, not a curated record. Gene Ontology annotation, cellular component: membrane.